This is a messenger RNA of Drosophila hydei, 444 nucleotides long. RefSeq names its product V-type proton ATPase subunit e 2 (gene VhaM9.7-a). The record is from RefSeq and is a predicted model, not a curated record. The coding region runs from base 100 to 357 and encodes 85 amino acids. Gene Ontology annotation, molecular function: proton-transporting ATPase activity, rotational mechanism. Gene Ontology annotation, cellular component: plasma membrane proton-transporting V-type ATPase complex; proton-transporting V-type ATPase, V0 domain. Lineage: Eukaryota; Metazoa; Arthropoda; Insecta; Diptera; Drosophilidae. Gene Ontology annotation, biological process: proton transmembrane transport. The transcript has a single exon.
GCAUUCUUAUUGGAAGCAAACGUUUGGUGUUAGUUCAAAAUUGCAUUUAAUUAAAUAUAUAUGCAGAUUAGUGAAAGCAAAAAUUAAAGUAAUUAAAAUAUGGGCGCUGCAUUUUUCCCCGUGCUGUUUUUCACUGCUGUUUGGGGUGCUGUGGGCAUUGGAAUGCCCAUUAUGACACCAAAAGGUCCACAUCAAAAUUUAAUACGCUGCAUCCUGAUGUUGACUGCGGCUUGUUGCUGGCUCUUCUGGCUGUGCUGCUACAUGGCCCAAAUGAAUCCAUUGAUUGGUCCCAAACUGAAGCGACAUGCCAUUGCAAUGAUUGCUAAAUCGUGGGACAAUAAACUCGUCGAGGGUUAAAUGUAACUCACCACAUAAAAUAUCCGUUGUUGUUAAUCAGAAAUGUAUAAAAUAAAUAAAUCAAAUAAAUACGCUUAAAUUGUUUCG